AUGACGGGCGGACGGUUGUUGGUUCCUUACGUUGACGACUCCCCGACUACCACUUUACCAGUCCACUACGACAGCAAUGUCGCAUGCCCCAGGUGCUCCGUAUCGGCAGCGGCAGUAGGAGGUAUUGAGUGGGUGCCGAUCAGUCGAAAAUUUCGGCCACACCAGGAACACGAGACGAGCAGCCAGAGAAACGCCGUUGAUGACGGCAGACAAGACUCUUCAUAUGGAGCAACACCUGCAAGAACAAGCUCUCCCUCCUCUCUUAAUUCUCCACGGAGAGAAAACAUGGAUGGUGCGAGGAGUGUUGGACUGGCGGGUCUUUACCAACCUCGCUAA
Glarea lozoyensis ATCC 20868 is the source of this 336-nucleotide messenger RNA. RefSeq lists its product as uncharacterized. The transcript has a single exon. Lineage: Eukaryota; Fungi; Ascomycota; Leotiomycetes; Helotiales; Helotiaceae. The record is from RefSeq and is a predicted model, not a curated record. The coding region runs from base 1 to 336 and encodes 111 amino acids.